This is a messenger RNA of Haliotis rubra (blacklip abalone), 906 nucleotides long. RefSeq names its product glycine-rich cell wall structural protein 1.8-like. The record is from RefSeq and is a predicted model, not a curated record. The transcript is spliced from 4 exons. NCBI's taxonomy places the organism in Eukaryota, Metazoa, Mollusca, Gastropoda, Lepetellida, Haliotidae. The coding region runs from base 1 to 906 and encodes 301 amino acids.
AUGGUGGAGUGGAGCAUGGUAGUGUGGGGCAUGGUGGAGUGGAGCAUGGUGGUGUGGAGCAUGGUAGUGUGGAGUGUGGUGGAGUGGGGCAUGGUGGAUGGAGCAUGGUGGUGUGGUGGAGGGCAUGGUGGAGUGGAGCAUGGUGGAGUGAAGCAUGGUGGAGCAGGGCAUGGUGGAGGGAGAGGCGUAUGGAGUGAAGUGGAGUGUGGUGCAUGGUAUGUGUGGUAUAGUGGUAGUGUGGAGCAUGGUGGAGUGGAGCAUGGUGGAGGUGUGGGGCAUGGUGGAGUGGAGGCAUGGUGGAGUGGAGCAUGGUGGAGUGGAGGCAUGGUGGAGGCAAGUGUGGAGCAUGGUGGAGUGGAGCAUGGUGGUGUGGGGCAUGGUGGAGUGUGGAGCAUGGUGGUGUGGAGCAUGGUGGUGUGGAGAGCAUGGUUGGAGUGGGGCAUGGUGGAUGGGCAUGGAGUGAAGCAUGGUGGAGGCGGAGCAUGGUGGAGAUGGAGCAUUGUGGUGGAGCAUGGUGGAGUGAAGCAUGGUGGAUCGGAGUAUGGUGGAGUGAAGCAUGGUGGAGUGAAGCAUGGUGGAGGGGAGCAUGGUGGAGGGGAGAGGUGUAUGCAUGGUGGAGUGGAGCUUGGUGGUGUGGAGCAUGGUAGUGUGGAGCAUGGUGGUGUAGAGCAUGGUAGUGUGGAGCAUGGUAGAGUGGAAUGUGGUUAUGCGGAGUAUGGUGGAGCUGAGUAUGGUGAAGUGAAGCAUGGUGGAGUGGAGGAUGGUGGAGCGGAGCAUGGUGGAGGGGAGAGGCGUAUGAUUAUUGGUUGUUCAUCUGCCUUUAAAAACAGGCAGGACAAGGUCACAGGAGAGUUGGCAGACAUCGAGAAUAGCACGCCAGAGACUGGAAUGGACUUGAUGGCAUGA